Molecule: messenger RNA, 723 nt
Organism: Belonocnema kinseyi
Lineage: Eukaryota; Metazoa; Arthropoda; Insecta; Hymenoptera; Cynipidae
Product: histone H1A, sperm-like
Exons: 1
Coding region: 69-677 (202 amino acids)
Biological process (GO): chromosome condensation; negative regulation of DNA recombination; nucleosome assembly
Cellular component (GO): nucleosome; nucleus
Molecular function (GO): structural constituent of chromatin; double-stranded DNA binding; nucleosomal DNA binding
Source: RefSeq, a predicted model, not a curated record
CUCGUGCUUCUGCAGAAUACGUCACUCACUCUUUCGUGCUUUGUUACGGAAACUCAAAUCCUCUCAUCAUGGUUGAAGAAGUCGCUGCAGUACCUGUUAUUGCUACGCCAGUGAAGAAAUCUCCGGCAAAAAAAGCAGCAUCCAAACCGAAGAUUGCUAAGCCUAAAAUUGCCAAGGCCGCACAUCCACCAGCAUCCCAGAUGGUUUUGACUGCGGUCAAGGAGCUUAAGGAACGCAAAGGAUCUUCUCUUCAGGCCAUUAAAAAGUUCAUUGCUGCCAAGUACCUCGUUGACCCAAAAUCUCAGGCCCAUUUCAUCAAGAAAUACCUUAAAUCUGCCGUGGCUAGUGGCGCUUUGGUUCAGACCAAAGGAUCUGGAGCUGCUGGAUCUUUCAAGUUGCCAGUAACUACGAAAGUUGCUGCUGAAGGCAAGCCAAAAGCCCCAAAGCCAAAGGCACCAAAAGCGAAAUCUAAGCCAUCUGCCAAGAAGAGUCUCAAGGUAGCUGUUGCUCCUAAGACCAAAAAAGCUAUUGCUCCCAAGGCCGCAAAAGUUGCAAAACCGAAAACUGCUGCUAAGAAACCUGCCAUCACCAAGAAAACGGGCAAGGCUCCAACUUCCAAGCCCAAGAGCCCCAAGGCCAGGAAAGCUCCAACUAGCAGGGGCACACCCAAGAAGUAAAUUUCAUUCCUGAUCAUAACAUUUUCAACAAUCGGCCCUUUUCAGG